AUGGGUUACCCAAAUGAGCACGGAUGCCCAGAAGCUGCUUUGACUGCGCUCGGGUGGGAAACACUUAAGGAACGUCGAUUUGAAUCGAAAGCCAGACUCAUGUAUAAGAUUAUUCAUGGUUUUGCACCUACUGCGCUUACUGAAAUAUUUUCUAGUGCUUCAGUUGUCAGAUCUCAUGACUACAAUUUACGUAAUUCUGACAUGAAGCUCAAUCUUCCUUUUUCUAAAACGGAAUAUUUAAAAAAGAGUAUAAGUUUCAAUGGUGUUAAAUUGUGGAACGAUUUACCUAUUGAA
Molecule: messenger RNA, 294 nt
Organism: Paramuricea clavata
Lineage: Eukaryota; Metazoa; Cnidaria; Anthozoa; Malacalcyonacea; Plexauridae
Source: the annotation of a GenBank genome assembly